Molecule: messenger RNA, 816 nt
Organism: Geodia barretti
Lineage: Eukaryota; Metazoa; Porifera; Demospongiae; Tetractinellida; Geodiidae
Source: the annotation of a GenBank genome assembly
AUGUUCCCGCAGAGCCCACGUCUCAUUGAGAUUAUGAUAGACGGCAGCAAGGUCGGGCAGAACCGUGACAUCGAUGUGGGCGUAGUCGGCGACUCUAAGGCAGUGCUCCGCCAGAUUAUGGACGAGCUACGAGCAACCGGAUACAAGUCCCCUGGCAAGGGCUGGGUAGAAGAGGUCAUCACCGAAGACCAAGCGCUGAAGGCAGCCGACGAGGGCAUGCUGAACAGCGACCAGUCACCCAUUCAUCCGAUGCGCCUGAUGAAGGAGCUUCGGGAUAUACUGGACAGGGAUGCCACGGUCAUCGGCGACGGUGGCGACAUCGUCACUUUCGCGGCGCGCGUGCUGAACAUCAACGAGCCCGGACACUGGCUGGACCCGGGUCAGUUCGGCUGCCUGGGAGCUGGCAGCGGCUUCGCGGCGGCGGCGCAGCUUGCGCGACCCGGCAAGCAGGUGUGCAUCGUAUACGGUGACGGCGGCUUCGGUCUCACGGGCUUCGAUGUAGAGAGUUACGUGCGCUUCAAUCUGCCGAUCGUAUCCAUCGUGGGCAACAACGGCGCGUGGAACCAGACGACGCAAGGCGUCGUGCGGCGCGGAAUGCGCGGCAUCGGCACAUACCUGUCGCAGGAAACCGACUAUGCCAAGAUUAUGGACGGCAUGGGCGGCUACGGCGAGCGCGUAACCGACCCCGAGGAGAUUCGCCCUGCCCUUGAGCGUGCGUUCAACUCCGGCAAGCCCGCUCUGCUCGAUGUGGUUACCGACCAGGAUGUGGCUUACGCGUCGAUGGGCGGACGCUCACGCCAGCAGCGCCAGUAUUAG